AUGAAGUUGACGGAGGAGGUUCUAAGAGCCUGGCAAAUGAGCGAGGAGGGUCAAGGCGACAAGACUUGGGAGCAUGACGAGGGUGGGAGGAGGGAGAGGACGGCGAGAGGAACGUCCUCAGAGAACUUGUACGAGGUCAGGGAGGCGGAGCUGGUUGAGAUGGUCAGGAGGCUGACAGGGCGGAACGAGGAGCUGGUGCAGCUGCUGCUGUCGGAGAAGGCGAUCAACGACCGCCUGCAGCAGAAGCUGCUUGCUGCCGACGCCUUGAGACAGCAGGUGAGGGAGCAGCAGCUGCGGCUGCUAGGCGAGGGGAAGCUGCUCAAGCACGAGCUGCUCAUGGCCCGCAGGAUCGCGUCCUCGCUGUCGGGGGCGAUGGAGGAGAGGGAGGGGCAUCAGCAGGCGCGCGAGGACGCGCUGCUGGCAUGGAACCACCUCCUCGAGGAGCAGGCGAGCGAGAGCAGCAGCCUGCUCGAGCAGACGCUGCGGAGGGUGAGGGAGCUGGAGGCAAAGGUUGCGGCUCUGGAGGGGAUGAGGGAGGAGGAGGAAGCGGGGAGAGAGGAGGAGAAGGCGCGGCUGCUCUCCCUCGAGCGGCAGACGGCAGAGCAGGAGCGAACUAUCAACACGCUUAACAAGCACAAGCAGCAGUCCGAGCGCUUCCUCCGUAGCCACUUGGAGCGACUGGUCGAGCGCCUGCAGCAUGGGGAGCAGGAGAAGGUCGGGGCGGAGGAGAUGAAGCAGCUGCUCCACGAGCACGCGACCGUGACUAGCAAGCUGACCGUGGCUGAAGCUGAACGAGAUGAAUUGCUAGAGGAGGUCCGGAGGUGGGAGGAGAAGUACGAGCAGGUGGGGCAGGGCAACCCCACGGAGCUCUUGCAGUGGCGAUGGAAGGCGAGGACGUGGGAGAAGGAAGCGAGGAAGCAGGAGGAGGAGCGGAAGCAGACCCUCGCCCUGUGCGACUGGAUGCGCGACCAGCUGAAACAAGUGGCGGAGGAGGUGAGGAGACGCACACGAGGAGGAGAGAGGGAGAUAGGAGGGUAA
Messenger RNA from Guillardia theta CCMP2712, 1038 nucleotides. RefSeq lists its product as hypothetical. The coding region runs from base 1 to 1038 and encodes 345 amino acids. NCBI's taxonomy places the organism in Eukaryota, Cryptophyceae, Pyrenomonadales, Geminigeraceae. The transcript has 3 exons. The record is from RefSeq and is a predicted model, not a curated record.